This is a messenger RNA of Etheostoma cragini (Arkansas darter), 1709 nucleotides long. RefSeq lists its product as uncharacterized. Gene Ontology annotation, biological process: immune response; negative regulation of T cell proliferation; T cell costimulation. The record is from RefSeq and is a predicted model, not a curated record. Gene Ontology annotation, cellular component: external side of plasma membrane. The transcript has 6 exons. The coding region runs from base 256 to 912 and encodes 218 amino acids. NCBI's taxonomy places the organism in Eukaryota, Metazoa, Chordata, Actinopteri, Perciformes, Percidae.
ACAGAGUACAAAAAUCUGUCUCUCAUAACUCAGGAGACAUUAAACUUCUCGCUGCUCGCUCUUCUUCAAAACCACUAAGUCUGUGUCAGCGUGUUGGGAAUGUGUUGCUGACUGACAUGCAGUCAGAAAGUUGUUCAGCGGGAAGUUUGCAGAAAACUUCAUCCUAACUUGCUCGUCCUCGUUCCUGCACGUUGGGAGGAGUUUUGUGGUUACACAGCUGGCAAACAUCUGCAAACACACGUGAACAGGGAGAAGAUGGUCUGCAGCAUCCUGCUGCUCAUCAUCCUGACCUCCUGUGUCUCAGGAACAUUUGUAGUGAAUGUGACCCAGACCUCCUAUCAGGCAGAGGAGAACCAGGACAUCACACUGGAGUGGACCUUCACCACCAACCCUCACAGCUCCUCCACCUCUCUUUAUAUUUUCUGUGAACUGUUAACUGUCCUCAGACCCUCAGUCCUGUUUCAUCUCUAUGAAGGAAUUGAGGUCCCAGAGUCUCAGGAUGAACAGUUUGCAGGACGAGUCCAGUGGGACAAAGACGUCCUCAGAGAAGGACGACUCAGACUUAAUGUUUCCAGACUCAGGACUGAAGACUCAGGACUGUACAAGUGUCAAGUGGCCACAGAUUACGGGAGGAGCUCUGGUAGAUGUUUCCUCAAUGUCUCUGCAGCGAGGGAUCGGCCUGAACCUGAGACACCGAACACAACAAGUCCAUCAAACACAACAAGUCCACAACCAGAGAGUCGGAGCAGGAUUGGACUCUACUGGGGACUGGGACUGGGACUGACAGCUCUGCUGGUUUUCUUUGCUCUCUUAUUCUUCUGUUAUUUUAACAAAUCUACCGAUAAUAAAAUAAAUCACCAACAUUUUUCGCCCGUACAGAUGUCGAGUUUAUCAGAGAAACGAGCUGACUAAUGCUAAAUACAAAUGCUAAUGCUAAAUGCAGCAUGUAUACAUCUUGAUGUUCAUUAACGCGCCCUGCCCCUAUCAAAUAUUUAAGUAAUUACAGCAGAAAUAACUAAUAUCAGUGUAAAUAACAGUGUCUGGCAGCUUUUAAAGAAACAAGGAAAAAACUUGUUGACGUUAUUUAGACAAAUGUGAUAAAGGACCACUGAUUGUUUUAAUUGAGAUAGCGUGUCAUGCAAAAGACUGAUUUUCUUUCUUUUUCAGCGUCAAUGUAAAAUAUUUUAUUUAGAGAAGUCCAAAUAUUUCAGAAAAAAGAAUCUCCUCUAUUUGUGUAUUAACUUGCAUCAAUAUGUUAUGCCUUACAUAAGGUUAAUGAAUGGCGUCAUAGCAGGAAGGAGUACUUAGUUACUAUGUCUACUGUGCUGUUUUAAAGUUUUAAAUGCUAUUUGUUAUUAUUGUUAUAACUGUUAUUGUUGACUGGUGCUGAGAGUUCAAAAAGGCAUAUUGCAUUUCAUUGCUGUGUUACUCUGUACUAGGGUGCAUAUGACAAUAGACUUGAAUUGAAAUAAAACAUUAGUACGUUACUUGUAAUGUUCCCUCUUGUCUUACUACUACUGAUGUAAAUUAGUAUUAAUAACUAACUCUGAUAUGUUACAUCUUGAUGUCAAUAAUCUAAAUGAAGUUAUGACAGCAGAAAUGACUAAUGUCUGUACCUAAUGCUUUCACUGUGGAAAUGGUUUUGCAGCUUUUACGGAAUCAAGGAAAUAAACUUGGUGACCUUAUCAAAAUAAAAUAAAUGAAAAUGA